Messenger RNA from Momordica charantia (bitter melon), 1474 nucleotides. Its product is annotated as U2 small nuclear ribonucleoprotein auxiliary factor-like protein. Lineage: Eukaryota; Viridiplantae; Streptophyta; Magnoliopsida; Cucurbitales; Cucurbitaceae. The record is from RefSeq and is a predicted model, not a curated record.
AUGUCCAACCUACUCUCCCUCCAUAGCCAGCCUUCUUCGCCACUGCUGUCUCCGCCGGUAGGGUUUGUUUAUAAAACAUUUAAGAAAAUUCCUACGUCGAAAAUCUAAGGGUCGGGUUCUCUCUGGUAUCAGAACCGUUUCAGAUUGGUCCAAAAGAUCUCUUUAACCCAACCUGAUCCAACCGAUCGUUUUCCACAAUCGCUGAAUAUAUCUGAUUGAGUAGAGAACAGAAACAUUUGGGAUAGUUGAAAUUGAAAUGGAGCUUCAAGAUUUCCCACCCAUUUUUGGAGAACCCAAAUUGGAGUGGUUAAACAGCGGUUCGCUUCCUGUGCGCCGAUUUGUGUUCUAUGUUCACAAUCCCAAUCCUUCGCACCUCAGAUUUUGUGUUACCGAUUUCCAUUCCAACACUUGGGAAGCCAUCAGAUCGGUUCCGCAGCUUCAGGACAUGAGGGAUGACAUUGGAAUUGGAGGGGAUAUGUCCGAGUUUCUUAACUAUCUCAUUACUUCCCUGAAACUUGGAGAUGUAAAGCUUCGUCUUGAAGGACACUGGGGGAAGGAAGAUGCUUCUACAGUUGCAACACAUGCCAAAUUAAGUUCCCAGAAAUCAAAAGGAAUGCCUGUUUUUUCUAUUCCUCUCACAAAACUCGUGGACUCAGCUGCUUCUGAAGCUGUGGCAAGUCUGUCCUUUGGGCUCUUUAACUCAUUGAAAGACAUGGAAUGUUCACUUAUAAAAGAGCAAGAGCACUCCCUUCAGUUGACAAACAUGAUAUCAUCAGAAAAGGAAAAAUACGAAAGUAUUCAGAGCCAUCUCGGGCAAUAUACAAAGAAACAGAAGUUGCAAAAUAUGAAUGCCUCAAAUUCUCCAGAUAAGUCUGUUCAUAAUAUUGGCUCGACAAAAGUAGCCAAUCGUGUAGUGCCAGCGCAUCGCAGGGCAAAAACAAGAGGAGCCCUUUUGCAAGACUCUGAAGAUGACACUGAACAAGAGCGCUCCCUUCAGUCAACAAAAAUCUCGGAUGAAAAGGAAAAGAAACAGGAGUUGCAUACUACAAUUACCUCAGUCAAUAAAGAUGAGUUGCAAAAGUCUCCUGCAGACAAACCUGUUAAUGAUAUCAGCUCGACAAAGGUCACCAAUCGUGUCAUGCCAGUACACCGCAGGGCCAGAACAAGAGGUGCCCUUCUACAAGAUAAUGAAGAUGACGGUGGUCGGUAAAGCGAUGUAGAAUCAUUCAGUGAUAAACGAAAAUAUACGGAUAACAGUGGAUAUUUCUUUCACAAAAGGGAUUAUGCAAUGCAGAUGUUUGUUCCAAAGUUUCAUGAAAAAUGAAAUUGUUGUUUCUUAUGGUAAUAUAAAUAUCAUCCCACAUUCUGUUUCGUUUGAAUUUUACUUUCUAAUGAACCUUAUAAACGGCCUCUUUAAAUUAGGCCUUAGAGUGUAAUUAGGAAUUUCUAAUCGAUCUUUGAACUUUUAGGAUGA